Messenger RNA from Eimeria necatrix, 3024 nucleotides. RefSeq lists its product as hypothetical. The coding region runs from base 1 to 3024 and encodes 1007 amino acids. The record is from RefSeq and is a predicted model, not a curated record. The transcript has a single exon. NCBI's taxonomy places the organism in Eukaryota, Apicomplexa, Conoidasida, Eucoccidiorida, Eimeriidae.
AUGUUCAUCUGCUGCUGCUGGUUUGGCCGUUCAUCUGUUGCUGCUGCUGCUGGGGAUGUUCACGUGUUGCUGCUGGUUUGGCCGUUGAUCUGCUGCUGGUUGUGGAUCAGCAGAGCUAGUUCGUGCGUGUUUGAACCCGCCGCUGCUGCUGCUGCUGCUGCUGCUGCUGCUGCUGCUGCUGCUGCUCAGUCUCUGGAGGCGGUGCGGGCUGCAUGCGAGGAGCUGCUGCAGCUGCUGAGCAGCAGCGAAACCGAAGGCCGGCGAACUUUCCUCUACAGCAGCGAGGCCGAGCUGCUGCGCAGCCAGCGCGUGCUGCUGCACUUGGGGAAUCAUUUGCUGGAGUUUGUGAACUUCGUUUACUGGCAGUGCCGCGGCAGCUACUGUGCUGCUCUUUGCGCAAUUCUGAAGAGAGGAGAGUUGGACUUGGGCACUUUGCUGCCUCCUCGUCCCGAGAGUUGUGCUGCUUUGUCUUGGUCUGAAGUUUAUGUUUUGUACGCGGCGAUCAAGGCGCAGAACGCUGCUGCUGCUGCUGCUGCUGCUGCUGCUGAGGGCGCCGCAGACCCCGCUGCUGCUGCGGCUGAGGGCGCUGCUGCUGCUGCGGAGGGCGCUGCUGCUGCUGCCGACCCCAAACUCAAGCUCUUCGUCUCCCAGAGGUCCAUCGACUUCGACCUCCCAGACGGAGGCUGCAGCAGCAGCCCAGGGUCCAGCAGCAGCAGCGGCGGCAGCAGCAACAACGGCAGCAACGCUGCUGCUGCCCCCAACGGCAAGGCCGCCGCGCCCGGCCAGGCAGCCGCCAACAACAACAACAGCAGCAGCAGCAGCAGCAGCAGCAGCAGCAGCAGCAGCCGGUUGUCGGUGAGCGCGGCGCUGCUGCCGCUGCCGCGGCUCAGCGUGAGCGUCAACAUGGGCAUGGGCGGCAGCGGCAGCAGCAGCAACGCGAACAACAACAACAGCAGCAGCAGCAGCAGCAGCAGCAGCAGCAGCAGCAGCAGCAGCAACGGGGCGGAAGAGGGGGGUGGCCCCCGGAGUUACCUGGGGGCGGCGCUGCAGCGGCUGCGGAACGCGGGGGUGGCGGUGAUGGGCUCUGGGGACGCGGAAGCUGCUGCGCAGCUGGGGCGGGCUUUGCCAGCAGCAGCAGCAGCAGCAGCAGGAGGCAGCAGCAGCAGCGGGGAGGAGGCGGCGCUGUGGAAGCAGCAGCACUUCGCAGCAGUGCCGGCUGCGCGGCAGCUGGCGCUGCAGCAGCUGGCGCUGCAGCUGAGCCCGGAAGCCAAGUUUGCUGUUGUGCUUUUCCACAAAAGACUCAAACUCUGCAGACAAUUCCGUUUGCUGCUGCACAGGGCCCUGGCGGGGGCCCUCAGCUUGCUGGGGGCUGAGGCCUCCUUCGGGGGGCAGCGGCGGCUGUCUUGUUUGCUGCUGGCGCUGCUGUACUUCCGGCUGCCGGCCUUUCGUGCUGCGCUGCUGCGCAGCGUGCUGCCAGCAGAAGGCCGUGCUGCAGCAGUGGAGGAGUGGCGGGGCACGGACUUCCUGCUGGACAGCAGCAGCUUGGCAGCAGCAGAGCAGUGGGGCGCGGGCAGCCCGCUGCGGCUGCUGCUGCAGUGGGAGCCGCUGCACCUGCUGCUGCUGAGCUACUUCGGGCCUGCAGCACUUAAGGAAGACCUGGACUCCAUCCGCAGCAAACUGGCCCCCGAAGCAGCCUGGGGCGAAGAGCUGGGGCCUGCUGGCAGCAGCUUCUUCACUUUCCUGGAGCAGUGGGUGCGGGCGGUGCAGGCUGCUGCAGCAGCAGCGCCUGCUGCAGCGGGCGCGCGCAGCAGCAGCAGCAGCAGCAGCGUGGAGUGGCGGCAGCUGCCGGGCUACCCCACACUCAUUAAAAGGCUGCUGCUGGAACUCAAGGCCAGAGCAGCAGCAAAGUACCCAGACUCUCUUGUCAGCUGCACUGCUGCAGUGCUGGCCAACGAAAAGCUGCUGUCAGUGCUGGUCAAAGUGCUGCUGCUGCGCACCCACGCCCACAGCAGCCAGCAGGUGCACAGCGCCCUCAGCUGCCUGGACUUGUGGCUGCAGCAGCUGCUGCAGCGGGGGCUGCCGCUGCCUCCGAACUUCGACUUUGCUUUUUUCCGAAGUGCCCUCGAGCUUGUCUUGUCUUCAGAUUUGUAUCCAGUGGUCACCAAGGGGCUCUGGCUGGUCUACCGCAACUUGCCCAUCCUCGACGGCGAGCAGCUGCAGCAGCUGCUGCUGCUGUGUCUGCGGCGCCUCGCGCUGCGGCUGCUGCUGCACUGGGCCUGGCUGGUCCGCCGGGCUUUCAUUUUGCUGCUGCUGUACAGGUUGGUGGAGGGAAUGCGCCGCGUCAUUGCCCGCGUCACCGGCAGCGAGCUCACCUUCCAGCAGCAGCAGCAGCAGCAGCAGCAGCAGCAGCAGCAGCAGCAGGGGCGCAGGGUGGCGCUGUCCACGGAGGAGGCCGUCGUCGUCGACGGCUAUUCGGUGGUCGUCCAGCUCAUGAAGGCCCUCGGCAUGGAAGAGCUGCUGCCAGCAGCAGCAGUCGGCGCAGCAGCAGCAGCAGCAGCGCAGUUCCACAAGGGAAACGCCACCUACGCCGGAGCACCCGCCACGCCCGCCACCGCAGCAGCAGCAGCAGCAGCAGCAGCAGCAGCAGCAGCAGGCGCCGCGGAGGCUCCGCCCGAAACCAGGGAAGCCGCGCCCGCAACCGCCGCAGCAGCGCCCGCCGCAGCGCCUGCUGCUGCUGCUGCUGCAGGCGCUGCAGCAGGCGCUGCUGCUGCUGCGGCGCCCGCUGCAGCAACGCAGCAGCAGCAGCAGCAGCAGCAGCAGCAGCAGCAGCAGCAGCUGUUCGAAGGCGACGUGGACGCCCCCGAACUGCAGGCCUACCGGCGACUUGCUGUUGCAGAAUUCAAAAAAGAAAUUGAACAUUAUAAAGCUUGGGUUGCUGCUGGAGCUCUCUCGCUGCCCAUGAUGGUCAUUCCCAGCGCGCCCCUAGACGCCAACACCGACGUGCCCCUCGAGGGCUGGCAGUAG